AUGGCAGACAAAGUGCUGUACAGCACUCCGAAAGUGACCAAUCGGCCCCCGGUGGUUCCAGUGCUGCCCCCUGAGCCCAUCGACAUCAUCCGGGUCAAGGCCCGAUCUCGGAGGGUCAGGCUCAACGUUGGUGGUUUAACACAUGAAGUUUUAUGGCGGACGCUGGACCGCUUACCCAGAACCCGUCUGGGACGGCUAAGAGACUGCAACACACAUGAGUCUUUACUCGAGGUCUGCGAUGACUACAGCCUCUCUGAGAACGAAUACUUCUUCGACCGCCAUCCUGUGGCCUUCUCUUCCAUUCUCAACUUCUACAGAACUGGAAAACUGCACAUGAUGGAGGAGAUGUGCGCUCUGUCUUUUGGGCAAGAGCUGGACUAUUGGGGCAUCGACGAGAUCUACUUGGAGUCUUGCUGCCAAGCACGGUACCAUCAGAAGAAAGAGCAGAUGAACGAGGAACUGAGGAGGGAGGCAGAGACCCUGAGAGAGAAGGAAGGGGAGGAGGAAGAAGAGCUGGGUUGCUGUCCUGAGCAGAGGCAGAAGUUGUGGGAUCUCCUGGAGAAACCAAGUUCAUCUGUGGCAGCCAAGAUUCUGGCUAUGAUCUCCAUCCUGUUCAUUGUAAUUUCCACAAUUUCCUUGUCACUCAACACUUUGCCAGAGCUGCAGGUUGUGGAUGAAUUUGGCCAAUUUAAUGACAACCCAAGCCUAGCCCAUGUGGAAGCAGUGUGCAUCGCCUGGUUUACUAUGGAGUACCUGUUGCGCCUGCUGUCAGCACCUAAUAAGUGGAAUUUCAUCAAAGCACCACUCAAUAUAAUUGAUUUGCUGGCUAUAUUGCCUUACUACGUGACUCUCUGCCUCACUGAAUCUAACAAGAAUGUAAUGCAGUUCCAGAAUGUGCGCCGUGUGGUCCAAAUCUUCCGAAUAAUGAGGAUUCUGAGGAUAUUGAAGCUGGCCAGGCACUCCACGGGACUCCAGUCUUUGGGCUUCACUUUGCGAAGGAGCUACAAUGAAUUGGGUCUAUUGAUUCUCUUCCUAGCCAUGGGCAUUAUGAUCUUUUCUAGCUUGGUAUUCUUUGCUGAGAAAGAUGAGGAAUUUACCAAAUUCACUAGCAUACCAGCAUCUUUCUGGUGGGCUACAAUCACCAUGACCACAGUUGGUUAUGGAGACAUCUACCCACAAACAUUGCUGGGGAAGAUCGUUGGAGGGCUCUGCUGCAUAGCCGGCGUGUUAGUCAUUGCCCUUCCCAUCCCAAUCAUUGUCAACAACUUCUCAGAGUUUUAUCGAGAACAAAAAAGGCAGGAGAAGGCCAUCAAGAGGAGGGAAGCUCUUGAAAGAGCCAAGCGAAGUGGAAGUAUUGUUUCUAUUAAUCUCAAAGACGCUUUUGCACGUAACAUGGAACUUACAGAUGUGCUGAUCGAAAAACAAGAAGAUAACAAGUGUCCAGUGGACAACCACUUAUCGCCUAGCCGCUGGAGUUACCAUAAACGCUACUCCAAUGCAGAUAUAGGCAGCCCCAGCCAGUCCAAACCUCUUUACCAGGAAAUGGCUCAAGUGGGCUCAUCUGACUACAAAAGCAGCCCUCAACACCCCAAUAUCCUGAAAGCAGAAUGCACUUAUGACAAGUCAGCCAGUUUACAGCAGAAAGAAGUAAAGCUUAUAGAAGAAGAGAUGGAGAUGAAUGUUUUGCCUACCACCCAGAGCCAACAAACUUCACCUGGUAGGGUUGCAAGGACAAGCUGCAACGUGGGUGAGGACUUUACUGCAGAAAGAGGAGAAAAAAGUUCUAUGAUUCCUAACAUCGGAGGUAGUCAUUGUGCAAGACAAAUGCGCGCACCCCCUCCCUUGGAUCUGAGACAUAUUAGCGCCUUGGAGAUAAAUAAGACCACUGACAGCACCCAGCAAAUGACAUUACCAAAAGCAGGGCUGUAUAAAUUUGUGUCCACCCCUAACGUGAAUACAACAACAGACAGCACCUCCACAGAAUAUGGCGGCGUGCAAAAGAGAAUAGACCACAAGGUUGACCUGAUUGGAACCCAAGAUGAUGUGCUUAUGGCAGUAAUGACACCUGUGGCCACCUCGGCUUCUGCUGGCACAGUCAAGCUUCCUGAACGACUGUCAGACGACAAGGUUUCCAGAUUUCCUUCACGGCUCAGCUCCGGAACGCAAGACGCCAAAUCUUCACUGGCUCUGCUACAAUCUCCAUCCCUGGUCGGCCAAUCUGUUAGCCCAAGCAAUUCUCAGGGGGAAGGUGAGGGCUCAGUAGCUAAGAGAUUAGAAGGUGAAGGGCAGCUCACAGGCUUAAGCCACCAGGGGAAGAAUCACAUGGAGAAGUCUGCUGCUGGCUGCACUAGCCCUUCACCGAAGGCCAACCUACUCAACUGUUCUCAGGAGCAGGUAACUUUAGAGGCAGGGGGAAGGGAGACAACAACCCGGGGUGGGGAGAAGCAAGAAAACCACAUAAUUCAUGGAAGUCUGGCACCUUCCAAUGAAACCAGCAUGUGA
Molecule: messenger RNA, 2502 nt
Organism: Nerophis lumbriciformis (worm pipefish)
Lineage: Eukaryota; Metazoa; Chordata; Actinopteri; Syngnathiformes; Syngnathidae
Source: RefSeq, a predicted model, not a curated record